Ceratotherium simum simum (southern white rhinoceros) is the source of this 1712-nucleotide messenger RNA. Lineage: Eukaryota; Metazoa; Chordata; Mammalia; Perissodactyla; Rhinocerotidae. The record is from RefSeq and is a predicted model, not a curated record.
AUGUCCCACUGCUCAGAUGUCCUCAGAGGUCCUGGUCCAGCUCUGGUGGCAGAGGAAGCCCUGAAACGGGGGCAGGAGAUACAAGACAGAAGCUCAGAACCGUCCAUCUCAGAGAUGCUGCUGCAGUUGCUGCUGCCCCUGCUGUGGGCAGGGUCCCUGGCUCAGGAGGGGAGAUUCCGGCUGCGAGUGCAGGAGUCUGUGACAGUGCAGGAGGGCCUGUGUGUCCGUGUGCCCUGCACUGUUGUCUACCCCCGAAUCGGUUACACUGACUCUGACCCAGCUCAUGGCUACUGGUUCCAAGAAGGGGCAAAUCCAUACCAGGAUGCUCCAGUGGCCACAAACAACCCAGAUCAUAAAGUGCAAGAGGAGACUCAGGGCCGAUUCCACCUCCUCGGGGACCCCUGGACCAAUGACUGCUCCCUGGACAUCAGAGAUGCCAGGAGGAGGGACAAUGGGAAAUAUUUCUUUAGGGUGGAGAGAGGGUCUUUUGCGAGAUAUAAUUACAAUGAGAACCUCCUUUCUGUGCAUGUGACGGCUCUGACACAGACACCUGACGUCCACAUCCAGGGGACCCUAGAAUCUGGCCACCCCAAGAACAUUACCUGUGCAGUGCCAUGGGCCUGUGAGAGGGGGACGCCCCCCACCUUCUCCUGGAUUGGGGCUGCCCUCACCUCCCUGGGCCCCAAGAUUCCCCACUCCUCAGUGCUCACCCUCACCCUGGGGCCCCAGGACCAUGGCACCAACCUCACCUGUCGAGUGACAUUCCCUGGAGCUGGCGUGAGCACAGAGAGGACUGUCCGGCUCAACGUGUCCUAUGCACCCCAGAACCUGAUCAUCAGGGUGCUCUGGGGAGAAGGCACAGGACCUGAAGCUCUGGGCAAUGGCUCAUCUCUUACAGUCCAGCAGGGCCAUUCCCUGCGCCUGGUCUGUGUUGCCGACAGCAACCCUCCUCCCACCAUGAGCUGGACCCAGGGGAGCCUGACCCUGACCCCCUCCUCACCCUCAAACCCUGGGGUCCUGGAGCUGCCCCGGGUGGAGCUGGGGCACCAUGGGAAAUACGUCUGCCGAGCUUGGCACCUGUUGGGCUCUCUGGAAACUGCGCUGAGCCUCUUUGUGACCAAUGCUCCACAGAAGCUGACAGUCCAUGUCUUCCGGGACAACAGCACAGUCCCAGAGGUCCUGGGCAACGCCACCUCCCUGCCCAUCCAGGAGGGCCAGUCCCUGCGCCUGGUCUGUGACACUGAUGGCAACUACCCUGCCAGGCUGAGCUGGUCUCGGGGAAGCCUGACCUUGAGCCCCUCUCAGCCCUUGGAUCCUGGGGUCCUGGAGCUUCCCCGGGUGGUCUUAGGGGAUGGAGGAGAAUUCACCUGCCGUGCUCAGAACCCUUGGGGCUCCUACCACGUCUCCGUGAACUUAAUUGUGCAGGGUGAGUACAGCAGGACACCUGCGUUCUAGGUGGGGCAGUGAGCAGGUUCAGGUGUGGAGUUUAGGAAACUCACCCCUCCAUCCUUCUCUCCCUUUUCCUCCCCCAGGUUUCUCCUGUCACUGCCCCCACAUCUCUGGGGAGCAGCAGGGUACCUGGCCUUUAGUCCUCACCCUGCUCAGGGGGGCCCUAAUGGGGGCUGGCUUCCUUCUCACCUACGGCCUCACCUGGAUCUACUACACCAGGUGAGAAGCCCUUCUCAAGAUGUCCUACAUUUGGGGACAUCUUG